Messenger RNA from Symsagittifera roscoffensis, 1032 nucleotides. RefSeq names its product inositol-tetrakisphosphate 1-kinase-like. NCBI's taxonomy places the organism in Eukaryota, Metazoa, Xenacoelomorpha, Acoela, Convolutidae. Bases 1 to 1032 code for a protein of 343 amino acids. Gene Ontology annotation, cellular component: cytoplasm. Gene Ontology annotation, biological process: inositol trisphosphate metabolic process. The transcript has a single exon. The record is from RefSeq and is a predicted model, not a curated record. Gene Ontology annotation, molecular function: inositol-1,3,4-trisphosphate 6-kinase activity; inositol-1,3,4-trisphosphate 5-kinase activity; inositol-3,4,5,6-tetrakisphosphate 1-kinase activity.
AUGUACGAAACUUUUAGAAUUGGAGUAUGGGUCACCAAAGUAAAAUUAAAUAAAUUGAGAAUCGAUCAGUUCAUGGAGUUCCUGAAACCACACAAUAUCGAAAUCGCCAUUAUUGCUGACGAUUUCUGCCAACUGUUACCUGAAAUUGACAUAUCAAAAAUUGAUUUUCUUCUAUACAAACUUUCCGACAGCAUUCUGACAGCAAAAUCAGUUGAAGAAAUUUGGAAAAUGGUGAGAGAUUUCUGUGCAAAACAUCCGGCAAUAGACUUAUUCGACGAUGUUGAAAUGUCCUGGACACUUCUGAACCGCAUCAAAACGAACGAGCUGAUUAUACGAACGUGUAGGGAACUUGGCUGUAUUGUAAAUUGUUUUCCGAGUGUGGAAGCCAAAUCGUCUUCAGUGCAGCAAGAUCUGAGCGAUUUUGUGGCGAGUCAUGAUUUGAAGUAUCCUUUAAUAUGCAAACCAAUGUUAUGUAGUGGUGCUUCAGAGGCUCAUAGGAUGACGUUAGUUUUCACCGAGAUGCAAUUGGUGAAGUAUUUGCAGAGCAAUCCGCAAGCUGAAGUUUCAAUUCAGAGGUUUAUUAAUCACGAUUCGUGUCUCAUUAAAGUUUACGUUAUCGGAACACAUAUCUUCAUCUGUCAGCGACCUUCUGUCAAAAACUUCCACCCUUCAUCUUACCCUGAAGUCUACCUCAAUUUUCUGACACCCGAAGUCUCUAAGCCUAACAGCACAAGCGAUUUGAUUGGUGAACGGACUAAAGUUAACGUGGAUAAAAGCGUGAUGAAAAAACUCGUUCAUGAAUUUGUUCAACUGACUCAGCUUUCCCUAUUCGGCAUGGACUUAAUCAUGUGUCGUGAUACUAGAAAUUACUACGUAAUAGACGUAAAUCAUUUCCCUGGUUAUGAGGAUCUGUUUAGAAAUUACCCGGUUGAAUAUGUUUUUGAAAUGUUUCUGUCAUUGUUUAGAAGAGCGCGAGACAACACGCUAUUUCCAAUAAAUAUCGAAGAAUUCCAUGUUCAUGAAGUUAGCUAA